This is a messenger RNA of Rattus norvegicus (Norway rat), 6127 nucleotides long. It is a transcript of the gene Gabrq, whose product is annotated as gamma-aminobutyric acid type A receptor subunit theta. NCBI's taxonomy places the organism in Eukaryota, Metazoa, Chordata, Mammalia, Rodentia, Muridae. The record is from RefSeq and is marked validated. Gene Ontology annotation, molecular function: GABA-A receptor activity; extracellular ligand-gated monoatomic ion channel activity; transmembrane signaling receptor activity. The coding region runs from base 168 to 2090 and encodes 640 amino acids. Gene Ontology annotation, biological process: monoatomic ion transmembrane transport; chloride transmembrane transport; monoatomic ion transport. Gene Ontology annotation, cellular component: postsynaptic membrane; membrane. The transcript is spliced from 10 exons.
CGAGCGGUGCCAGACGAAGCGCACCUUGCAGUGGCACGCCCUGUGGACCGCUGCGUGGGGAAGAGCUGCUGCGGAGCUGCUGUUCUUUCAGGCCCUGGGCUCCGGAACGACCCCUUACUCCCUGCUUCCUUCAGCUGUCCGCUGCGGUCCCCAAGAGCACCGCAGCCAUGGGCAUCCGAGGCAUGCUGCGAGCCGCUGCGCUCCUGCUGCUCAUUAGGACUUGGCUGGCAGAGAGUAACGACCCCAGUCCCACCCCAAAAUUCCACUUCGAGCUCUCCUCCAGCAUGCCUGAAGUCAUCCUGGAUCUCUUCAACUGCAAAAAUUGUGCAAAUGAAGCUGUUGUUCAAAAGAUUUUGGACAGGGUCCUGUCAACAUAUGAUGUCCGACUGAGACCAAAUUUUGGAGGAGCACCUGUGCCUGUGUCAAUAUCUAUCUAUGUCUCCAGUAUUGAACAGAUCUCAGAAAUAAACAUGGACUAUACCAUCACAAUGUUUCUGCAUCAGACUUGGAAGGACACGCGCUUAGCUUACUAUGAGACCAACCUGAACCUGACUCUGGACUAUCGGAUGCAUGAGAAGCUCUGGGUCCCUGACUGCUACUUUGUGAAUAGCAAAGAUGCCUUUGUGCAUGAUGUAACUGCGGAGAAUCGUGUAUUUCAACUUCACCCAGAUGGGACAGUGCAAUAUGGCAUCCGACUUACCACAACAGCAGCCUGUUCCCUGGAUCUGCAAAAAUUCCCUAUGGACAAACAAUCCUGCAAGCUGGAGGUGGAGAGCUAUGGCUACACUGUCGAAGACAUUGUGUUAUCCUGGGAAGAUGAUAAUGCCAUCCACAUUACUGACGAGCUACACAUCCCUCAGUACACCUACCUGGGGAGGACAAUUACCAGCAAGGAGGUGUACUUCUACACAGGCUCCUACAUGCGCCUGAUAGUGAAGUUCCAGGUUCAGAGGGAAGUCCGCAGUUACCUUGUGCAGGUCUAUUGGCCCACAGUCCUCACCACCAUUCUCUCCUGGAUAUCAUUUUGGAUGAACUAUGGUUCCUCUGCAGCCAGGGUAACUAUUGGACUAACUUCAAUCCUUGUCCUGACUACCAUCGACUCACAUAUGCGGGAUAAACUCCCCCAUAUUUCCUGUAUCAAAGCCAUUGACAUCUACAUCCUUGUGUGCCUGUUCUUCGUUUUCCUGUCCCUGCUGGAGUAUGUCUACAUCAACUACCUUUUCUUCAGCCAAGCACCUCGGCGUAAUCACAGGAGAUGCAGGAAACCCAGGAGAGUUGUUGCCCGAUACCGCUACCAAGAAGUGGUGGUAGCAAAUGUGCAGGAUGGCCUGAUAAAUGUGGAAGACAGAGUGGAAGACAGAGCUGGUCCCCUUCCUGACAGCCCCAUGCAGGCUCAUCUGGCAAGCCAGGAAAGUCUAGGAUCUUUGAUGUUCACUUCAGAGGAGGCUCAACUGGCUACUUCAGAAAGCCUCAGCCUACUCUCGUCUGCCUCAAGCCAGGUCCAAUUGGCCACUGGAGAAAGCCUGGGUGAUCUGCCCUCCACCUCUGAGCAAACACUGCCUGACUAUACCAUUCACUUUCAUGGUUUUCUCACUAAUGACAGUAUUCUCCCCAUCAAAAUCCGCAGCCAUUCUGAUGCCCUGGGUGAUGAAGACUCCGAAGAAAGCCUAAGCUCUGAGGAGAGCUAUGGCCAUGGAGGCAGCCCCACUGGAAGGCUCAAGCUCCAGAUUAGCCAGAGGUGUGUGCAAGAAGCAAGUUGGGACAUUGAUAAGAUUGAGAGCUUACAGGAUGACAUCAGUAUCAAGAGCAGCUGGCUUGGCCUUGAUGAACAACGCAAAGGGGAUGCUGACAGUAUCUGGAGCCUUACUGAUGAGGAGCUCAUGGCCUGUGACCAAGAGAAGGACAGUAGCAGUAGCUCAGAGUCUGAGGAGAGUUGCUCCCCAAGCCCUGGGUGCUCCUUCAAUGAAGGGUUCUCUUUUCAGCUCUUUAACCCUAACCGGGUCCCUAAGGUUGACAGGUGGUCCCGUUUCCUCUUCCCUCUUUCCUUUGGGUUGUUCAAUGUGGUUUACUGGUUAUACCACAUCUAUUAGUUUCUCAUACACCACAGCAGCAGGGAUAUGAUGAUGUGUUUCCUUUGUGUUCAUUCAGUUUUAUUUUUCCCUCUUCCCCUUUUUCAUUUUAUCUGGCAAAGUUUCUUUUUUUGGUUUGGGGAUGGGGUUGUUUUGUUUGGAAGGGUCAAUCAAAUCCAUUGGGCACUUUUCUUUAUUAUGAGGUGGGGAGGAGAUAGAGAAAACAUGUAACCAGAGAAGAAAGAGUGAGGAAGACUUGGAGAUAAAUUGCACAUUGAUUUCCUCCUACCAGAAAAUUCUCACCUUUCACUUUAAACAGUCCAUCCACCUAGAAAUGCCUAUGGAAGUAUUUAGAGGAAAGAGAAGACCCAUGCUGAGGAAUGAGGAUAAUCUGGUUCACAAAUAUUCCUGGGACUUUCAUUUUUUAGUCCCCUCAAAAUGUUGAAAUUGCUUUUGCAUCACUUUUUCCUUCCUCCUGGGUGCCAUGCACCCUGUCUGUCUGCAUGGGGAGAAGAAGUCAAACCAAGUUGGCCUGGGGUAUGCAGAGGAGGGGCUAGGCAUGGCUUGGCUAUUCUGACAAAGUUGGGAAUUAUUUGUAAGUACUUUGUACUUUGAGUGUAGAGUUGUGAUACAGAAGUGGGAAGGGCAGCUGGGUAGGAAGGACUGCCAACGAGAUAUAGCAGAGUGAGUGAGAAAGCAUGCUUUCCAGCAGGGGUAUGCAUGACAGGGGGAAGAUUGUCAGCUGAAGUCUGCACAUGUUCAGCUAUUCCCUUUUAAGUUACUAGACCUUCCCUUGUCCAUAUUUCCCCUUCACGUUGCCUGACAGUAGGGACUUAGUACUUCUGUUCAAUUAUGAGUUAGGUUUCUAUCAAUUGCUGGGUUGAUUACUAGUUACAGUAGACACACAACUUGGUGAGUAAGCAUUAGUUGAGAAAGUUCAGAUUUGCUAUUCCACCAUCGGCCUAGAAUAGCAUAUGAACAACUACUGUGAAUCUAUAUACUAAUCCUUUCUGUUUGUCUAGUGCAUAGUAAGUGUCAACGAGGUCCCUGACCCAUCACAUCGUUGGAUCCUCACAGGAGCCCUGUGAGCCAGGGAAGAAAAGACACCUUGUCCCCAGUGUUCCAAGGACAAUGUGGAGCUUGUGUGCCAUGCUUAAAGAUGCUUGUUCUUUCUCCUUAUCUGCCUAACUCUCAACUAGCUGCCCAUUCCCUGUGCUCAAAGGGGCACCCCUACAGAAUCUACCUGUUGGUCUGCUAAGCUCACUGGACAGCACCUGGAGCAUCUCUAUAUGAAGAGGCUACUGACCAGCCACUGAACAUGGAGCCCACUCAGCAGGAUUCCUGAUGAGAGUAGGAUGAGCCUGCACACCAACUUUCUAGGAAGCACCAGCUCAUUGAUGGAGGUCAUGAGGGAGCUUUUCCAAGCAUUCAACCUAUAACCCCCUCCCUCUAUAGGCAGCCUCUCCUUCAGCCCACCCACCUCCUUAACUAUACUUCUAUGUGUAUAUAUUUCUGUGUAUCUCUGAGGAUGAGUGUGUAUGUAUCCAGGUAGGUCUAAGUGCUAGCCAUACAACCAUUUGAGACGCUGUACUACUGUCAAUCUACAUUAGUGUAUAUGAGUGCAUAUCUGCGCUGUGUGGGUGAAUAGUAUGUAUGCAUCUGUAUGAGAGUGUCACUUGUGUACUUAUAUUAGCGUAGCUGAAUGCAUUCUGUAUAUAUGCAUGGAAUGUGUCUGUCUGUAUACCUGUGUUUGUCAAACUUAGUUGGUGUAAAAGGACAUACAUCAAAGGGAAACCACAUGUGUUCCCUGUAAGAGGUUUUUGUAGAAACAGCAUGACUCUAGUGACAUGUUUUGGCACAGUGGGGAAAAUCUUAUUUAGCUGGACUGAUUGACUGUUCUCUUCAGUUCUAGAGAGCCAGGGGGACCUACUAGGAAAGUAAAUUUGUAGCUAAUCCUAGGACAGACUCUGCUGCUUGACUAGGCCCCAAAACCUAUCUUGUGUUUGGAGUUCAAAUGUUUCUUUCUUUAACUCAAUUCAGGGAAAGAGUCAGAGAAUUAAAAAUGGAAAGGAGCACCAGGUAUUGAAUAGAUGGUCUCGGUAUUGUCUCUUCUCCAUGCAUAGGCACAAUUCUAGCCUUUUAUACAUACACACAGACACACACCCACUCCAUCACACGUGCACAUAUACAUACCAGGAGCACCCAUGCUCUGAGUUCUAUUUACAGGCAUGUCCAGACAUAUACAUGCACAAGUAAACAUGUACACACACACAUUUUAAAACAACUCAAAACAAGGAAAUUCUACCAAAAUAUCUAUGAUUGUCUAUUUUGUUUUAGGAACCCAGCACAAAGAGCUCCAAAUUAAUGGGAGAGCAGAGAGUUCUCAUCUGGAAUCUGAGCAUUCAUUGGAUGUGUGCUUGUAUUUGGAGACCUUUAACCUUGUAGAGUUGGACACAUCACUGGAGUUACAAAGAGAGAUUACAGUGAUGGGAACAAAGAAACGGCAGAGAGGCCAGUUGUAAAUAUCCACAUAGAUAUAGCAUACCCUAAAAGACUAUUUUGCCCUAAUGUGCUGCAAUGAAAGCAGUUAAACUCUACUGCGAUUCAUACUAUGUGAAGUGACAUGUCAAAGUACCAUGGAGGUCUGGCAAUGACAGCUUUUCAGGAACUUGAAUCUUCUGGUUUUUUCAUGACUAUGGUUUUUCUUACUUGAAAGUUGCCAGAUCUUCCCUUGUAUUCUGUGUGUGGUUCAUCUUUUUCAAGCCCUGUCUCCUGCUGCUCCCAGCCCUUUUCCAGCCAUACAGGCAUACCCUCUCUAUCUGGCUGCCUAUAUCUCCUCUGGAACUUCCUCCUUCACUAAGUAGUUGUGACAGUGCAGAGCAUCUGAACAGUGCUCCUGGGGUUCAACCUGUCUAACAGCUUGGACAGAAGGAAGAGCCUUACUAAGUCUGGGAUGGAACAACCCCACUUUACUACUCUAUUCUGCCUUGCCUUGCCCUCUCCCCUCCCCCUAGAAUUCCUGUCUGAGAAAGACACCAGCUUUCUGUCUUGCCAAUGCAUCAUUUUAUUGUAGAAAUAUGUGGUGUAUUUCCUGCCCAGUUUGGUUUGCAUUGUGGGGUAUCUCUGCACAAUGGGUCUCAAUGGAGUUUGCCCAAUGUAUUCUUACAAUUUGUAUCAUCCUCAUUCAUAGCAAGGUUGCAAACUCUUGAUAUACUUAGAACCAACUUUGGCUGAGAUUGUGACCAUUCCUAAUGAGGUUUCCUUACUCUGUAUAUACAGCAGCAACACUUUCAAGCUAUUAAGUACUGAAGGCAUUCACUAAGCACUCCAUCUGCAUGAUACCCUGUGAUAGCAAGCAGGAACUCUAGCUAUUCUACAACCCAGCAUCUUAAGCAAUUGUAACUUGUCCUACUGAAAGUGCAGUGUGUUUGUGUUUGUUGUAUAGUGUCCUGAGAUUAAUAUGAGUCUACAUUAUCAGUGUUGGGUUUUCAGGGGAGGGAGGGAAUGAUGUUAAAAUAUCGGAUAGUUCAAUAAUGAAAUAGGCCAGCUGGUCAGGGCCAUCCAUGUAGAACUCUGUCAGAAUUUGCACCCACUAUCAUACUAGACUGUGUCCCUGGGAUCAGUAUUCAUUAGCAAAGGUAAAGAUACCAGAAUUUUGCACAGUAAUAGAAAAUGACUUCAGAUAAUUCCAGAGGAUUCUUUCAAUGGUAAUUAAGUCAUUGGCUCCCAUUCUGGGAGCAUAUGAACUAUGAUAAAGUCACAUACAUACAGAUCUUCGGUAGUGGUGUUAGGCCAAGACAGUAAAAGGUAAGAAAAGAGAAUUACCAACAGCCAGGUAACCUAGGUGACCUGACCUGCAAGGGCCACAGUAGCAGAGCCUUACUAGAUAAGUGGGUGCUCACGUUGAACUCAUUAAAUGACAUUCCUGUGAAAAAGGACCUUGACCGGUCCUGACUUCAAGAAAGUGAAACGUGAAAGAGCAUAUGAUUAUGCUUCUGAAAAUGAGGCUUUAAAACAUGUAAAUAGCAAACAGCAAAAUAAAGAUCUAUACUAGCAAA